AUGCUGCCGCGGGCCGCAGCGCUGCCGCCGGGGCCUGGGCCCCGCCCGCCGCCGGCCGCCGGCCUCCAGGAGCCGCAGCCGCCGCGGGGCCGGGCCAUGGCGAGCGCCGGCGCCGCCGACAGCGUCCGCGCGGAGGCGGCGGGGCCGCAGGCGGAGGCCGCGGAAGAGCCCGAGGGCGGCAGCCGGCGGUGGGGCGCGCAGCACGCCGGGGCCCGCGAGCUGGCCGAGCUCUACUCCCCAGGAAAGAGGCUGCAGGAGUGGAUCUCGGUCAUCCUGUGCUUCUCUCUCAUCUGCUUCAAUUUUUACAAUCUUCUCUUCUACUUGCGCCUGGAACACAUGCCCUCAGUGAUUGUUGGGAUCUUUGCAGGAGUUAUUACGGCUGACUUUCUAUCAGGACUGUUUCACUGGGGAGCAGAUACGUGGGGAUCCGUGGAGCUACCCGUAGUUGGAAAGGCCUUCAUCAGACCCUUUAGAGAACAUCACAUUGACCCCACAGCAAUUACCAGACAUGAUUUUAUAGAGACCAAUGGGGACAACUGCUUUAUGACACUGGUCCCGUUGGCAAACAUGGCAUACAAAUUUGUUUCUUUUUCCCCAGAGGCACUAUAUGAAACGUGUCCUUGGGAGUGUUAUGUCUUUGCACUCAUCAUCUUCAUAACCAUGACGAACCAGAUUCACAAGUGGUCUCACACGUACUUUGGUCUUCCACGCUGGGUCAUAUUCCUACAGGACUGGCACAUUAUCCUGCCACGGAAGCAUCACAGGAUCCAUCAUGUGUCUCCACACGAGACAUACUUCUGCAUUACAACUGGUUGGCUGAACUAUCCAUUAGAGAAGAUAAGAUUCUGGAGGUGUUUGGAGAACAUUAUCCAAGCAGUUACCGGGGAGAAGCCAAGAGCUGAUGACAUGAAAUGGGCUCAGAAAAUUAAGUAACUUUUGCCAGCCUUCUGCAAUCCUUAACUUGUUGCCAAUGUUUUUUUUUAAUACAAAGCCAUCAGCCAAAUUCAAGACCUGCAAAGAAAUAACAGACUCUAAAGCACAAACUAAAAAGUGCUAACAGACUGCAACAAAAUGAACUAAUUCUUAAAACAAUACUUGAAAUGGAGAUGAUUACUCUUACUGAGCACCUUUCUGUUUGGCCAUGUCUGCUUACAUCUUAGGAAGUACUUCAUCACUGUGUCUCAAAAGGCUAUCGGGCAAGCCAGAAGGCAGGACAGUCACUCCAUUGGUACAUGGUGGCGUAGUAAACAUGUGUUGUAUCAACAUUAUUUAACACUUCAAAAAUAGCUUGUUGCCUAAGACCUGUAGGGAGAAUGGUGACAGCAGUGUGUCACAGUGUGUUUGAGUCCAGGUACACUGCAUGAAAACAGUGUGUGAGAAUAAUGGAAGCCUAUAAAAUAAUCACUGUUCAAUGCACUUAGUGAUCGAUAAGCCUACAGCUCUAUUAUGUUGAAUUGGACUGAUCUAAUGUGGGCCAGACCUUGGGAAUCUUGCUCCACCAGUGGGCCACAAAUCCUCAAGUGUCUUCAGUUUCCCUUGAAGUUGUUCUACCCUCUAUGUGGAACUGAGCUGUUUCUGCAUAAGCCUUCAACUUACGAAGCCUCUGAGAAGAGGGAGGGCACCCAGUACGACACAUGCUUGCGUUUGUUCAUGCGGAGUGCUCGCUGAUGGGUCUUCUGUUAAGUGUUCCCUACCCUGACAAUAAAUGUUUAAAAUAGUUCUAGUAUUGGGCACAUUGCAAAUAGCUGUAUUCAAGAGCUCAAGGUAUCAAAUUGUAAUGUUAGAAGGGAAAUUGUCAAUGACUGGUGUUUUGUUCUUUUUUUUUAAGGUGCUUGCUUGUUUCUGUAAAUAAUAUAAAGCCUUAAUCUCUUCUGGUGUAAUGGAAUAAUAUUUUAAUGUGAUGUUUGAAUGUAUAUAAUAUAUUUAUAACAAAGCAGUUGGAUAAUACUAA
This is a messenger RNA of Neopsephotus bourkii (Bourke's parrot), 1951 nucleotides long. RefSeq names its product plasmanylethanolamine desaturase 1 (gene PEDS1). The record is from RefSeq and is a predicted model, not a curated record. Lineage: Eukaryota; Metazoa; Chordata; Aves; Psittaciformes; Psittacidae. The transcript has 6 exons. Gene Ontology annotation, biological process: ether lipid biosynthetic process. Gene Ontology annotation, cellular component: endoplasmic reticulum membrane. Bases 1 to 933 code for a protein of 310 amino acids. Gene Ontology annotation, molecular function: plasmanylethanolamine desaturase activity.